GAAUGGACGUCUCGUUGGGAACUCUCACCUUCUUCUUUGUAUUUCUACAGCUGCUCCAGAGCGCUGAAGGUUUCGAUUGUUCGAUUGGACAAGAGCCGGACCCUAAUGAAGGCAAUAGAUACCGCUGGGUCAUUCCUGUUCCUGACCCUUGUGAGUGCACCAGGCUUCGUGUUGGUGGUCUGAACACUCGCACACCAUGCAGGCACUACAGCGUUACCUAUUAUGACACCUUCAUGCAAAGCGACAACGCAGAAGAGAUCCGGAAAUGGCUCAACUGCACAGAUCUCCUCGAGAAGCACUUAAUUCUCAACCGAUCGCUUCGCCGAGACGGCAACCCUAAACAAUGCAACUCUAUUACGGUCAGCAGCACCGAGUAUGACGUCAGAGGGAGCCCAACCCUCCUGAAGAUGGUUCCUGGUCCUGACGAAGCUGAUCACGCAUGCGCAGUGUCUGCUGAGGUCGGUUCAUACCUGGAUCUUGGCGACUUCAAUAAUACCUGUUACUCUGACCCGGGUCUCUGUAAAUCUAUGACGUGGUCUUUAUGGCUCAAGAUAUAUACGUCAAAAGGUUUCACUGGUGAGCGUUACUACAUCAGCUCAGGGGGACAAACCGGUAUAGCCAGGGGUGUUGCGUUUUUGUACAAAAGCACAACAAAUGAGUUUGAAUUGCAUGUGCGUACGGCCACAUUCAAAAUGGGCAACAAAUACCAACAGUCACAGAUCCCAUUACAGAGUUGGUUUCACUUGGCGCUAACGAUUGAAAUGAAUGUGUUGAAUCUUUACGUUGAUGGGGAACUUAUGAAUGGGAAUAACAUCAACACCCAGGGUGGUAGUAGUGUUGAUGGUUGUACUAGGCUGUACUUGGGUAUGACCAAUUCAUGCGAUACAGAGUAUUUAACUAACACUUACAGUGGUUCAGCUGCGUACAGCAAUCUCAUGGUUUUUGAUCGCCUCCUCAACCAGGAUGAGAUCAAGAAUCUGAUGCAAAUGAAAAAGUAAACAGUCGUUGAUGAAAAGCUUAGCAGAUGUAAACCAUUUAUAACGUUUGGCGAAUCGUUUAUAACGUUUGGCGAAUCGUUUAUAUAACGUUUGGCGAAUGUAAUUCAGUUAUAAUGUUAUGAUUAUGGUUAUGAUUAUGCGCCUUUGACAUCUAUUAAGAUUGAUUUGGCGCAUUACAAACACCUACUUUUAUUAUUACAUUUCGCUUUUUAUUAUUACUAUAUGAUUAUGGUCUAAUCGAACCCGUACUGUCCAUUUUGACU
This is a messenger RNA of Asterias rubens (European starfish), 1261 nucleotides long. RefSeq lists its product as uncharacterized. The record is from RefSeq and is a predicted model, not a curated record. The transcript is spliced from 3 exons. Bases 3 to 998 code for a protein of 331 amino acids. Lineage: Eukaryota; Metazoa; Echinodermata; Asteroidea; Forcipulatida; Asteriidae.